UUUCUUCUCAGAGUGGACGACGUGUGUUCUACAGGAGCUAUACGGGCGACUCGAGUUAUUAAAACGAAACGUCUACCAAUAUCACUCUGAUUGAAAUUCGCGAACAGCCCGCUAAUGUUGAGAUCGCGUGAAUUCGAUUCAUUACUUUUCCAGAUGAAUGUGAAAGUAUCGCUGGCAUGUUGUUUUCUUUCAAAGUCAUAGAGCACCAUGCUAAUUUCGCAAUUCUGUUUCAUCUGUAACUCUAUGCUCUGAACCCGUAACAAUACACAGAAUGCUUUGGGGGUUUUCUCAUUUGCAUCAACCUAAAAACGAAGAAGACUACGACGACAGACGAUAUUAUGCUGAAGCAUCUUCCUUCACCACUAAAUGUUACACAGCACAUUACCACUAACCUGAGAGGAAUCUACUGCAACACGCUUUUGAGCAUUCUGAUGUUCCGCAUACGUUUGUAGGAAAGAAAUUGAAUCCGGAUCGAAUGCUAAGCCAUGUUCGUUCCGUAUUGUAACAUUUAGGCUCAGCAACAUAUUUCCGCGGUCGAUCUUCUUUGCAAGCUGGAUUCGCAGACAAUUCAGUUCUUCCGAUGGGACGCCACCUGAUAGAAUCUUUUGUCUGACGGAGAGCAUAUAGUCUAUAAAAUCGAGGACUUCGUGAAAAUAAUGCAUCUCCGAAUGUUUGACGUAGAUUUCCUGAAGACGUAAUGAAGACAUACCAGUCCCAAGUAUCCCGUGUGGGCUCUAAGAGGUUAAUUAGUAAAUGAAAGCUUGA
This is a messenger RNA of Haemonchus placei, 765 nucleotides long. The record is from the annotation of a GenBank genome assembly. NCBI's taxonomy places the organism in Eukaryota, Metazoa, Nematoda, Chromadorea, Rhabditida, Trichostrongylidae.